GUCCGCGGUCACACUGUAUAUAAAUGUUUAUUAAGGUCUUUAGCUUAUUUCAAUUUUGAAUAAAGACACGAUUAUAUGGUUGUUGCUGCCGUACAGUGUACUUUACAUUCGCAUCUGUUUGCCGCUUGCAAAAACUACUGACAUCUGCGUUGCCUGACCAGACUAAAAUCCAAAUCGCCUCGCAUACAAAAAUAUUUUGUAUUUUAUUUAAUGGCAGCCAAAGUCACAGCCAGUGAUAAGAGCGAGGGCCAGGAGCCUACCUCCAAGGCAGAGAAAGUACCCCCACGGCCAAAUCGAACAGGAUGCCAAGGAAACUGAUGCAGAGUCAAGUGAGCCGGCCAAAAGAGAUGCCGCCGCCGGUGGUCGCAAACGCAAACGGCAUUUGUACAAUUCGAUUCGCAGCCAAAUGGAGUUUUAUUUUGGCGAUGCGAAUCUGACUAAAGAUCGCUUCCUGCGGCGCUAUGUGGACCAGGAUCCGUCUAGAUGUUCCCCUGGAGAUCUUUCUCACGUUCAACAAAAUGAAGCCCCUCGCCGAGGAUGUAAAGCAGAUAGCCAAGGCAUUAAACAACUGCCAGCUGCUGGAGUUGGAUGAGAGCGCCCUGAAGGUACGCCGCAAGAUCAAGAUGCCCGACCAGCGCGACGUCAAUGACAAGACGCUGUAUGUGGAGGCCCUGCCGGCUGAAGGCUGAAGGAAGUCUUCAGUCGCUAUGGCCCUGUGGCCUAUGUAUCGCUGCCUCACUACCCAGGCACC
This is a messenger RNA of Drosophila pseudoobscura, 751 nucleotides long. Its product is annotated as la-related protein 7-like. The record is from RefSeq and is a predicted model, not a curated record. The coding region runs from base 462 to 689 and encodes 75 amino acids. The transcript is spliced from 2 exons. Gene Ontology annotation, molecular function: RNA binding. NCBI's taxonomy places the organism in Eukaryota, Metazoa, Arthropoda, Insecta, Diptera, Drosophilidae.